AGACUGUAUAGUAGUUUACAACUUAUAUGAAAAUAACAAAACAAGUAAUGAUUAUUACAUAACACACACAUUGAUUGACACAAUAAAUGUAAUCAUAUUUCAUAACCAAAACGUUUAACACAUUAACAUAUGAUUUAUAAAUUGCAUGUUAUUUACAAUUGAAUAUCAUUUCAUUGAUUGCAUUCAAAAGUUUUGAAGACAAUUGUCGCUCACAUGUGGUCUCAAUUGAUCGCAUCCGACGGCCAACCUUUUUCGUUGUCUGGCUAUUUGCGGACAUAUAGUUCGGUUAGUCGACCGCCAAAUGAGUUUGACGAGUGUCCGGAUGACCACUCAUUUUAUCGGUUGCAAAGACAACGGGUUUUACAACAAAAACAACGAAACAUUCUUCCGCUUUGGACAGAUGUCAAAGAUUGUCUAAAAGAUGCCUUUAAAAGACACUCAGAUAAUAUAAACCACAAAGAAUUCAAUGUUUUGGUCCGACAAAUACUGGACAUCAGUCGCGAAUGUGUUGGCAUCGGAUCUUCAAUGGAUUUGGUCGAGUCUUCGGCCGUCUAUAUCCUACAGGUUUUUCACGACGCGAAAUAUUUACAGCAAAUAUUGGGCGUCACUUCACAACAGAUUCAUGAAUUGGAGGAAGUGUUCGGCCAAUUGUCGGCUAAAUUAAUUAAUAAUGCUUACGAAUUGGCCAAAUCUAUAUUGGAUUUGUUGGAUUUGGAAGACAGGGAAAGACUUUUUAUGCCUUAUAAUAGACGACAAGAGUACCAAUCAUGUGAUCGUCAAGUGAAGAAUAAGAACUUGGAUUCAAUGGAUAUGUUUAAAGAUGAAGACGAAUGGUGUAACAAUGGUUUGAAAGACUUGGGAACAGAUUUUGAUCCGUUUGUUGAUAACGUCGAUAUAAUAGUAACGUGGGAUUCAGUUCUGGAUUUAAAUGAUGAUAAUAGCAGUCAAUCAACAAAUAAAACAAAGAAAUAUGAGUUGUCUUUUGAAUACAAAGACAGUAAUAAUUUAAAGUCACAAAACUCUAGUCAUAAGAUCACAACAGAGAUCAUAAAAUAUGACACAACUAAUAAUACUGUAGAAAAUGAUUUCGGCAUUGAAUGGCUUAAUAUUGAACUAAAUAAAUACAUUGAAGACUACAGUGCAAAACAUAACGAUCCAUUUUAUAUGAAUAUUGAGACUUUAGUCGAUACAGUGAUUGAAUGGAUCAAAGCAAAGAAUAAGAGCGACGAAGAACUGGGCGCUGAUAUGCACAGUCUUUUAGGUGAUGACUGUUUACCACUAAUUGAAAAAAUAGUUAAAUACAGAAAACUAAUUAAGAUUUCAUACAAACAAAUGUAUUGCGAACCAAAAGUUGAUAACAUAGAAGUGAACGACGAUUUUUUGAAUAAGAAAAAACAAAUUGCCAGUACUUUCCGUAACGAAAGGGGACCAGCAAUCGCACCGGCAGUUGUGGUACAGACAGCUGAAGAGAAAAAUUUAAAGAAACAAUUAAGAAAAAUGGAAAAGAAAUUCAAUAAGGAGUUGAGUAAAGAUUAUGAUUGUUCGACAACAACUAAUUUAACUUAUGAAGACAUCGAGCGAAUGAAACAACAACGAGAAGCACAACUGUAUAGUGCAAUGAUGGCACCACUUUUCAGAGACGAAUCAAAUGUCGAAUAUUUAGAUCGAUCUGAGUAUCCGUUUGUGUUUGAUUCGAUGGUAGAGACGAAAUCUUCAGCUGCUUUUAUAUCUGGAGCCAAAAUGACACUUCCAUUGGGUUUUGUACGUAAAGAUCAACGCCGUUGGGAAGAGAUUACAAUUCCCGUACCCCCGCCUCCACCCGAAGGUGUUAUCAAUGAUUUUAAACUCAUAGAUAUUGAAAGUUUGGAUGAAUUUGCGAAAAUUGGUUUUAACGGAAUUAAACAAUUGAAUAGAAUUCAGUCAAUUGUCUUUAAAACUGCUGACACCACCAAUGAAAACAUGUUGAUUUGUGCGCCUACCGGUGCCGGUAAGACCAAUGUUGCAAUGCUAGCAAUAAUUGCACAGAUUAGAAACAACUCUCGUACCGGAAGUGUUCACGACAUUGAUUUGGAUAAGUUUAAGAUCGUAUACAUCGCACCAAUGAAAGCACUGGCCUCUGAAAUGACUGAUAAUUUUUCUAAACGAUUACAACCUUUCGGUAUUCGUGUUCGCGAACUGACCGGUGAUAUGCAGUUAUCGAAAAGUGAGAUAAUGAGUACUCAGAUGUUAGUGACCACACCUGAAAAAUGGGAUGUCGUUACUAGAAAAGCAAAAGGAGACGUCCAGUUACUACAAUUGGUUAGACUUCUUAUCAUUGAUGAGGUUCACCUGUUGCAGAGCGAUAGAGGACCAGUAGUCGAAGCUUUGGUGGCCCGAACUAAGCGCUACAUUGAGUCUUCACAAACAAUGAUUCGUAUGAUUGGGUUAUCGGCAACAUUACCCAACUAUAAAGAUGUCGCUGAAUUUUUGCGCGUUAAUCCACGUUACGGACUGUUUGUUUUUGACAAUCGUUUCCGUCCGGUGCCGUUAACUCAAACAUUUAUUGGAUGUAAAGCAACGCAAACGAUGCAAAUAAUGUAUGAUAUGGACGAUGUUUGCUAUGAGAAAGUUCAUGAAAUGGUAGCAAAAGGACAUCAAGUGAUGAUAUUUGUUCACGCGAGGAAUGCUACUUAUAGGACAGCCAUCAAUAUGAAAGACAGGGCGCAUAAAUUGGCUCAUUUGAAUGUAUUUACUUGUGAUACAUCUAGACUUCCCGGCUCAGAGCAAAUGUUACGCCGCGCCCGACAUAAAGGUCUUCAAGAGUUAUUUGACUCAGGAUUUGCUAUACAUCACGCGGGAAUGUUAAGACAGGAUAGGAAUGUUGUAGAGAAACUGUUUCGCGCCGGUGUUAUUAAAGUAUUGGUUUGUACGGCAACACUGGCCUGGGGUGUCAACUUACCCGCACAUUCGGUUGUGAUUAAAGGCACGGAAAUGUAUGAUUCAAGUCAUGGAAACUUUGUUGACAUUAGUAUGUUAGAUGUGAUGCAAAUCUUUGGACGCGCCGGUCGUCCUCAAUAUGACACUGAAGGUCACGGAACUAUCAUUACAGCCCAUAAUAAACUUAGACAUUAUUUGUCACUUUUGACAAAUCAAUUUCCAAUUGAAAGUAAUUUCAAAAAGUAUUUAACUGAUAAUAUGAACGCAGAGAUAGUUUCUGGAACUAUCUCAACAAUCGAUGAAGCGAUUGAUUGGAUUAGAGACACAUAUCUAUACAUAAGAAUGAGAAAGAAUCCGCAGUGCUAUGGAAUAACACCUCAAGAUAUUAAAUACGACACUGAGUUAUAUGAAUAUCGACGUAAACUUGUCACAGAAUCAGCUGAAGAUCUGGAUAAAGCAAAAAUGGUUAGGUAUUCACCAGAGGCCGGAACGCUUGAUCCCACAGAUUUAGGUCGUACUGCAAGUCAUUACUAUAUAAAAUAUGACACAAUUAUGAAAUUUAAUGAAAUGAUAAGCGAAGUCAUGGACGAGAGGAAUAUUUUUGCUAUGAUUGCGACCGCACAAGAGUUUGAUCAGUUAAAGUCACGCGAAGAUGAAUUUGAAGAAUUGGAACAAUUGUUAAGACAAGAAUGUCAUUUGGGUGUUCCGGGAGGCGUUGAAAAUAAGAACGGAAAAGUCAAUAUUCUGAUGCAAUCACAACUUAGUUGCGCUAAAAUGGAUAGCUUUUCAUUGGUGUCGGACGCCAUGUUUGUAAUGCAGAAUGUGAACCGCAUCUGCAGAGGAUUGUUUGAAUGGGUUUUGAAGAAGGGUUGGGCUAUUUUAGCACAACAUUUGCUUAAAGUGAGUCAAAUGUUUGAGCGCCGUAUGUGGGAUUGGGAGACACCAAUGCGUCAAUUUGAUGAAAUUUCAUUUGAAAUAAUGGAAAAGUUAGAGAAAAUUAAACCGUCGCUAACUAUUGAUCGGAUUAGAGAAAUGAAUGCCGACGACUUGGGCCGAUUGGUUCGUUUUCAGAGAUACGGAGAAACACUCAAACGAUUAGCUGAUACUCUGCCAAACGUUGACAUUGUGGCCACUCUUAAACCAAUUACAAGAACAGUUUUAAUGGUUCAGAUAGAGAUAACGCCUAAGUUUCGAUGGGAUGACAGAUAUCACGGAAAGAUAUGCGAAUCAUUUUGGUUAUGGCUUUCAGAUAUUGAUUCAAAUCAUAUUUAUCACAGCGAGUUAUUUAAGUUCACUAAAAAACAAGUCAUCAAAAAAGAGGUGCAAAAAAUCACAUUUAAUAUUCCACUUCUGGAUCCCGAUUCUCUUCCCACUCAAUACAUCAUAUAUUGUUCAUUUGAUCGAUGGUUAGGAAGUGAACAAGAAGUAUCACUUCCCUGUCGACACUUAAUCUUACCUGAAAAGUAUGUUCCUUACACUAAACUCUUGGAUUUAGAUCCAUUACCAGUGACAGCACUUAACAAUCAAUUAUAUGAAUCGAUUUACAAGUUUACACACUUUAAUCCAAUUCAAACACAAAUAUUUCAUACUUUAUACAAAACUAAUCAAAAUGUUCUGUUGGGUGCGCCCACCGGUUCAGGCAAAACAAUAGCCGCUGAGAUUGCAAUGUUGCGUACAUUUGACACCAAUCCAAGUGCUAAAAUAGUUUAUAUCGCACCGCUUAAAGCACUUGUAAGAGAAAGAGUAGAGGAUUGGAAAGUAAAAAUUGAACAAAAUAUGGGUCGACUUGUUGUGGAACUGACCGGAGAUAUGACUCCAGAUGUUCGGGCCAUUAUGGCUGCCGAUAUUAUUGUAACAACGCCUGAAAAGUGGGAUGGAAUUAGUAGGAGUUGGCAACAGAGAAAAUAUGUUAGAGAUGUAGCGCUUAUUAUCAUCGAUGAGAUUCACUUAUUAGGUGAAGAUCGCGGACCAGUUCUUGAAGUGAUUGUUUCGCGAACUAAUUUUAUUCGUCAGAAUUCAUCGCAAAAAAUUAGAAUCAUAGGUCUGUCGACAGCCAUUUCUAACGCACAAGACUUAGCCAAUUGGCUCGACAUCAAAGGUGUCGGUUUGUAUAACUUUAAGCCAUCUGUCAGACCAGUUCCUAUUGAAGUACACGUAAAUGGUUUUCCGGGUAAAAACUACUGUCCUCGUAUGGCAUUAAUGAACAAACCGACCUAUAGAGCCAUAUUACAGCACUCACCUACAAAACCAGUCCUCAUAUUUGUCUCUCGACGACAAACACGUCUCACAGCUUAUGAUUUAAUGACAUUUUUGGCCAAUGAUGGGUCUCACGACAAGUUCUUACACGUGGAUAGAGAAUCAUUGRCAGCCGUUAUACAAAAUGUUAGGGACAGUAGUUUGAAAAAUACUCUCGACUUUGGCAUUGGUUUACAUCACGCAGGUCUUCAUGAAAGAGACAGAAGUAUAGUCGAGGAAUUAUUUUUGAAUCAAAAGAUACAGGUUUUGGUCACCACUGCAACACUUGCCUGGGGUGUCAAUCUUCCGGCACAUGCGGUAAUAAUUAAAGGCACCGAAUAUUUUGACGGUAAAAAGCAUAGAUAUGUGGACUUUCCCAUUACUGAUGUCUUACAAAUGAUGGGUCGGGCCGGUAGACCACAGUUUGAUACAUCUGGUGUGGCCAUAGUCUUAGUACAAGACACUAAAAAAGAGUUUUAUAAAAAGUUUUUAUACGAACCGUUUCCCGUUGAGUCCAGUUUACUAUCUGUUUUGACCGACCAUUUAAACGCCGAGAUAGUGUCCGCCACAAUCCAUACAAAACAGGAGGCAUUAGAAUAUCUCAACUGGACUUUUCUCUUCCGUCGCGUUAUUAAAAAUCCAUUUUAUUAUGGAUUAGAGAGUAUUGAAACCAAUGACAUAAAUAAGUUUUUAUCAAAAGUGAUUGACUCAUCGUUAGAUGAAUUAAUUAAUAAUAUGUGUAUUACUGUUGACGAUGACGAGCGCACACUAUGGUCCACACCAUUGGGUCGAAUCGCAUCAUUUUAUUACAUAAACCACACAACUGUUUAUAACUUUCACAAAGCGUUAGGUGAUCAUAACGUUGAUGUUGAUUAUGCUUUACUUUUAGAUGUACUUACAAAUGCUUACGAAUAUAAUGAAUUACCAGUUCGUCAUAAUGAAGAUGGACUUAAUGCUGAUUUGGCUAAUAUAUGUCCCAUUAAUAUCACAAGAUAUGCUAUGGACAGCCCUCACACCAAAGCUAAUCUCUUACUUCAAGCACACAUAUCACGUCUUCAACUUCCAAAUACCGAUUAUUUUACAGACUUGAAGUCAGUCUUAGAUCAAGCAAUUCGUAUAAUUCAAGCGAUGAUUGACGUCUCAGCACUGGCUGGUUCUUUGCCAACUGUUCUUAAAAUUAUAACUUUGCUUCAAAUGAUAAUACAGUGUCGUUGGUAUCACAAUAAUCCAAUGCUAACACUUCCCGAUGUUAAUGAAGAUAUGUUAUAUAGAAUUCCUAUAAGAGAGUCAUCGCUUUCUUAUCUUGUAAUGAAAGCUAUUACCGAUAGUUUUGAUGGUCUCAAUCAAACACUUAGCCCAUACAUAARCCAACAAUUUGUGAUUAAAAAUAUUUACGAAACUCUUAUAAAAUUUCCAUUAAUAGAGUGUUCAUUAAGUUUACUUAAAAGUAGUAAUGAAUCAAAAGAUAAUAGAAAUAAAAGUGAAUGCAUUUCAAUACGAAUUGAUGCGACUUUUAAUCCAUCAAAUGAAACACCAAUUGUUGUUCAAACAAACACAGAAUAUACACUUAUUUGUGAAUUAAAGAAACGUCGACCUAAGGGAGGUUCCCGUAAUAGAGACAAUACUAGCGGUUCCAACGCUAGAGCUUUUGCACCAAAAUUCCCGAAACCUAAGGAUGAAAACUGGUUUUUGAUUUUAGGUAAUAUUGAUAGAAGAGAUUUAUUAGCUCUAAGACGUGUUUCUAGUAUUGCCGGUAAAACACACCAAACCCUGACUUUUACAACACCAGACACUGCGGGUACUAUUGUUUAUACUUUUUAUUUAAUAAGCGAUUGUUAUCUUCAUUUCGACCAACAAUACAACAUAUGUUUGUCCGUCCAAUAAAUUUUAUUUGAUUUU
This is a messenger RNA of Oppia nitens, 7050 nucleotides long. It is a transcript of the gene obe, whose product is annotated as activating signal cointegrator 1 complex subunit 3-like. Lineage: Eukaryota; Metazoa; Arthropoda; Arachnida; Sarcoptiformes; Oppiidae. The record is from RefSeq and is a predicted model, not a curated record. Gene Ontology annotation, molecular function: ATP hydrolysis activity; nucleic acid binding; ATP binding.